AUGACCGAAAAUGUGCUCAAUGAUAUCUCCCACCGGAGGUAUAAUCCACUCCGGGGUUCUUCCAUCUUAGUCUCCCCCCAUAGAACUAAGCGUCCUUGGCAAGGACAACAAGAGAGCCCUUCUAAGACAACUUUGCCCACCUAUGACCCUGCUUGCUAUCUGUGCCCAGGCAACAAACGUGCGCAGGGAGAUGCAAACCCUAAGUACGAAAAGACUUUCGUUUUCGUCAACGAUUACAGCGCCGUCAAGGAGGAGCAAGCACCAUAUAGUCCGGACAAUGCAGAUAGUCUAGAAUCUUUCUUCCUUAAGGCAGAGCCUGUUACUGGCAAAUGCUACGUGCUCACCUUUUCCGCAGCCCAUAACCUCACACUGGCAGAUCUGUCUCCGGCUGAAAUUACUCCCGUCAUCGACGCCUGGACCAAGCUGUACAGCUCGCAUCUGUCGCCGAAGUCACCAUUGGCUGCUCUCGCCCCUGCGACCACCCUCCCUCCGAACUCCUCAACCGCUGAUCUGGCCAAGCCCAAAGAACAAUAUCGGUAUAUGCAGAUCUUUGAGAACAAGGGCGCAGCCAUGGGAUGCUCGAACCCUCAUCCCCAUGGGCAGGUCUGGACCACCAGUUCGCUACCCGAGGAACCAGCGAUGGAGUUGGAACAGCUCAAGAAAUACCGCAAAGAGCACGGGGGCAAGCAUAUGUUGGAGGAUUACGCGGCUCUUGAAAGCCAAAAGAAGGAACGUGUGGUGUUCGAGAACGGAGCAUUCCUAGUUGUCUGCCCCUGGUGGGGUGUCUGGCCGUUCGAGACGAUGAUUGUCAGCAAGCAACAUAAGCGCGCGCUUGUUGACCUGAACGCUAACGAGAAGACACAAUUGGCUGAGGCCAUCGCAGAGGUCACCAGGCGGUAUGACAACUUGUUCGAGACACAUUUCCCAUACAGUAUGGGUAUCCAUCAAGCUCCACUCGACGGGACUGAAGAGGAGAUUGAGUCUUCGUAUCUGCACUUGCACUUUUACCCUCCUUUGCUGCGUAGUGCAACUGUGCGGAAGUUUUUGGUUGGUUAUGAAAUGAUGGGCGAGCCCCAACGAGACAUCACCCCGGAGCAAGCGGCGGCAAGAUUAAGAAAUUGCGGAGGAGAGCUGUAUAGGAAGAAGCUCGAUAGCUAAGAGAUGUCACGGAUUGGGUAGGGUAGAACGAUUUCGUAUCUUGAAUGAGUAACAAUGCACAGCAACACCUUUUGUCAGCCGUGGGUAUCCAUGAUUUUUCGCCUCCAUAACAC
Messenger RNA from Aspergillus alliaceus, 1271 nucleotides. RefSeq names its product UDP-glucose:hexose-1-phosphate uridylyltransferase. Gene Ontology annotation, cellular component: cytoplasm. Gene Ontology annotation, molecular function: UDP-glucose:hexose-1-phosphate uridylyltransferase activity; zinc ion binding. The record is from RefSeq and is a predicted model, not a curated record. The transcript has 4 exons. NCBI's taxonomy places the organism in Eukaryota, Fungi, Ascomycota, Eurotiomycetes, Eurotiales, Aspergillaceae. Gene Ontology annotation, biological process: beta-D-galactose catabolic process via UDP-galactose, Leloir pathway. Bases 1 to 1158 code for a protein of 385 amino acids.